AAUCUCUGCCACAUUAAAAGAAGUGUGGACUUGUAAAAUUCUCCAGUUUCACAGCUCAAGUCAGCAAGACAACUUGUCCCCUCAGUUCAACUCAUUUCAUAGUGAUUCUCGGAUAUUCUUGACUAUUCGACGCCAUGGCUGGCAAAUUAGACACCCCCAUCUCAGAAACUCCAGCUCCUGCCGAACAAAUCAAUCAGGAAGAUAAUGAAGCAUCACCACUACAAAGGAUGUCAGCUAGGGUGGCGGCACGCCGACGACAAGAACCAAGGCCAUCGACAUCUUUCAACGAUAUCGCCACUCCCAGGGAGGAGUACAAUCUAAAUAACUUGGGAUUUGAAGACUAUAUAGUCACCCUCCGUCUCCUCACGGACGGAGUACCAUACGCACUAGAUCGUCCACACGAAAAACAUCGAGAAGUCACGGAACGUCUCCGAAUAAUGGUGACCAACUUGGGGAUUAAGUGGAAUAAUAUGCCGCCAUGGGUGCGAGUCUACCGAAACGGCGAUGUCAUAAGGGCUGCAAGAAUGUUUCAUUUGGGUUUUAUAAAGAACAAGAAGACGUCUGGCGCUGAUGGGGAUGGGGGGUUAGCGGAGGUCACAUAAACGACGCCACCCCCCGCGAAACGCACCCGUUCCAAUCCCCCUUCAUCGGAUUCUACCUCUUCCAACUAGAAAUUAGGGACAACGGCAAAUCUGGAAGAAAAAAAUGGACAAUGUGGCAACUGGUUGGUUUUCUUUAGCUUCAUUAGCAAUUUUUAAUCCAUCUUAGAGAAAAACACAAAAAAAAGUUAUCCUGAUAUUAAUUUACUUUAGGGUUGCUUAUACUGCCUGAAAUAUAUUAUUUUCUACAUAAAACUUUGAAAAGUUUGCACAUUUUAAAAUAAGUUUUUUACAAUGCAAUAAUUUUUUGUACGGGAAUACAAACAAUUAAUAAUUAUGUAAUUGUAUUUUUAUAUUUAUGUAUACUAGCCUAUAAGCCCGUCUUGUAGACGGGCGGAUUUCUAAACUUCUUCAUUAGAUUUAAUCACAUAAUUCUAAUGUAUG
Folsomia candida is the source of this 1043-nucleotide messenger RNA. RefSeq lists its product as uncharacterized. The record is from RefSeq and is a predicted model, not a curated record. Lineage: Eukaryota; Metazoa; Arthropoda; Collembola; Entomobryomorpha; Isotomidae. The transcript has 3 exons. Bases 135 to 602 code for a protein of 155 amino acids.